AUGGCUUCCCCAUGCUGGAUGCACUUCCUUUUUAUUUUUCUUUCCCUUUCGUUGUCUUCUUCAACGUCCUACAACCCUAUUGAUAAGUGCUGGCGAAGAGAUCCAAAUUGGGCACAAAACAGAAUGAAGCUUGCUGAUUGUGUUGUGGGCUUUGGAAGCGCAGCCAAGGGAGGCAAAGGAGGAGAGAUAUACACAGUCACCAGUCCGGAUGACAAUGCUGUGAAUCCCCUGCCCGGGACUCUCAGAUAUGGAGUUACUCGCGACGGUCCUCUAUGGAUAGUUUUCGCCAGUGAUAUGAAGAUAAAGCUUGAGAUGCCCCUGUUUGUGACCAGCCACAAGACUAUCGACGCAAGGGGCUCAAAUGUUCACAUAAGCAAUGGGCCUUGCAUACGCCUCUUCAAUGUCAGCAACAUUAUCAUCCACGGAUUAAACAUCCACGACUGCAAGGCAAGUGUAGCUGGUAACGUUCUCCUCUCACAAUCCAUGAGCCUUGGGAUGAUGGAUACACAAGAUGGAGAUGGAAUUUCAGUUGUUACUUCACGAGACAUUUGGAUCGACCAUAACAACCUCUCCAGUUGCGCAGACGGACUUGUAGAUGUCACACUUGCAUCCACCGCAGUUACCAUUUCUAACAACCGCUUCUCUUACCAUGAUAAGGUGAUGCUCUUGGGACACAGCGAUGAUUAUACAGCUGAUAAAGCCAUGGAGGUGACUGUGGCGUUCAACCACUUUGGGCCUGGGCUCAUUCAACGUAUGCCAAGGUGUAGACAUGGGUAUGUGCAUGUUGCCAAUAACAACUACGAACCGUGGGGAAUAUAUGCAAUUGGAGGAAGCGCAGGUCCCGUCAUCAGAAGCGAAGGGAAUCGGUUUGUGGCGCCUAACGAGGAGUAUAAGAAGCAGGUGACAUGGCGUGAGGACCCAAAUGGAAAUCGUUGGUUGUGGAAGUCCGUGAGAGAUAGUUUUGCAAAUGGAGCAUACUUCCAACCAUCUGGCAAAGGGAAAGCACUCCCCAACUACAGCUCUCAGCAGAAAUUCAAAGUUUUCCUAGGAACACUUGUGCCACUAUUGACCCAAACCGCGGGAAGUCUAUCUUGCACUCCCAACAAUCCUUGUUUGUAA
This is a messenger RNA of Cryptomeria japonica (Japanese cedar), 1119 nucleotides long. Its product is annotated as pectate lyase 1-like. The transcript is spliced from 4 exons. Gene Ontology annotation, molecular function: pectate lyase activity. Bases 1 to 1119 code for a protein of 372 amino acids. The record is from RefSeq and is a predicted model, not a curated record. NCBI's taxonomy places the organism in Eukaryota, Viridiplantae, Streptophyta, Pinopsida, Cupressales, Cupressaceae.